This is a messenger RNA of Helianthus annuus (common sunflower), 522 nucleotides long. RefSeq lists its product as uncharacterized. The record is from RefSeq and is a predicted model, not a curated record. Bases 1 to 522 code for a protein of 173 amino acids. The transcript has a single exon. Lineage: Eukaryota; Viridiplantae; Streptophyta; Magnoliopsida; Asterales; Asteraceae.
AUGGCGUCGAUAGUUGGUUGCAAGAAAGGGGAUUUCCCUUUUAACUACUUAGGAAUACCUUUAGGGGCAAACAUGAAUCGGAUUUGCAACUGGGAUCCAAUUGUUAACAUCUUUAAAAAUCGUCUUUCGUCUUGGAAAGCACAUACACUUUCUAUUGGUGGCCGGGUGGUUUUAAUCAAAGCGGUCCUUGAGAGCCUUCUCAUAUAUUAUCUUUCUAUUUUCAAGGCGCCGAUUAAAGUGAUAGAUAAAUUGGAAUCUCUUAUGAGGAAUUUUUUAUGGGGAGGUUCGGAAGAGGUUAGGAAAAUGCAUUGGGUGGCUUGGGAUAAAGUCACUCUUCCUAAUAAAUUCGAUGGGUUAGGUUUUUGUAAGCUUAAAACGGUGAAUGAAGCUCUUCUCUCUAAAUGGGUUUGGAGAUAUAGGGUGGAAGAAGAGAGCCUUUGGAGAAGGGUCGUCUCGGCUUGCCAUGGUAAGUCUAGGAAGUGGCCGUAUUUGCCUUCCAACCCGGCAAUCUCGGGAGUGUGA